Messenger RNA from Myodes glareolus (Bank vole), 1916 nucleotides. RefSeq names its product gap junction protein alpha 10 (gene Gja10). Gene Ontology annotation, cellular component: connexin complex. The record is from RefSeq and is a predicted model, not a curated record. NCBI's taxonomy places the organism in Eukaryota, Metazoa, Chordata, Mammalia, Rodentia, Cricetidae. Gene Ontology annotation, molecular function: gap junction channel activity. Gene Ontology annotation, biological process: cell-cell signaling.
ACCUGAGCCUUUGUAUCUGCGAGCUGCAGCAGCUGCUCUGUUAAACGCUCUGUCCACAUCGGUUCUGUUCACAAAUGGCGCGACUUGAAGGCUCCGCACACCCAACUGGAAUUUUCUGGUCUCACUGUGGGAUGUGACUUUCUAACUAUGGGGGAUUGGAACUUGUUAGGUGGCAUCCUAGAGGAAGUUCACUCCCACUCAACUAUAGUGGGGAAAAUCUGGCUGACUAUCCUCUUCAUCUUCCGGAUGUUGGUACUUGGUGUCGCUGCUGAGGAUGUCUGGGAUGAUGAACAGUCCUCCUUUGCCUGCAACACCCAGCAGCCGGGUUGCAACAAUAUCUGCUACGAUGAUGCUUUCCCUAUCUCCUUGAUCAGAUUCUGGGUUUUGCAGAUCAUCUUUGUGUCCUCCCCAUCUCUGGUGUAUAUGGGCCAUGCACUUUAUAGACUCAGGGACUUUGAGAAGCAAAGGCAGAAGAAGAAGUCACACCUUAGGGCCCAGAUGGAGGACCCAGAGCUUGACUUGGAAGAGCAACAAAGGGUAGAGAGGGAGCUGAGGAGACUCGAGGAGCAGAGAAGGAUUCAUAAAGUCCCUCUGAGAGGAUGCCUGCUGCGUACUUACGUCUUACACAUCCUGACCAGAUCUGUGCUAGAAGUAGGGUUCACGAUAGGCCAAUAUAUUCUCUAUGGGUUUCAAAUGCAGCCCCUUUACAAAUGCACCCGACCCCCUUGCCCCAAUGCGGUGGACUGCUUUGUAUCCAGACCUACAGAGAAGACCAUUUUCAUGCUCUUUAUGUACAGCAUUGCUGCCCUCUCUUUGUUACUCAACAUCCUGGAAAUAUUUCAUCUGGGCGUCAGAAAGAUCAUGAGGGCACUUGAUGGCAAGUCCAGCAGUGGGAACACUGAGAAUGAAGCAGGCCUUCCGUUCCAUUCAACCAACUACGUGGGGGCCCAGCCAUGUAUGGUUUGUUCUUCUUUACCCGAAAGAUUCUCACUGCUUUCAGCCAACAAUAAACAGCAAGUCAUCCGAGUCAAUAUACCAAGGUCUAAAAGCAUGUGGCAAAUUCAACACCCCAGGCAACAUGAUGUGGACGUCUCCUGCAGCAAAAGAGACUGGGCGGAGAAAGUUGCAAACAGUGGACAGCUCCACGUCCACAGCCCUUGUCCCAAGGACGACAGCGCCAGAAUUCAGCACCCAGGACAGCAACCAUGCCAUUCCCUCUUUGGUUCAAAGACCGCAGUGUCUCAGUCCUGGUUAGGUACAAUGACAGCUUCUCCCCACUGUCCACCAUCUACAUUAGGAAACUGGGAGCGAUCCCAGGGCCCAGAGGCCUCAGGCAAACCUCUCGCAGAUCUUCAAAGUCACUUCCAAGGCAGCGAUGGCAGUGUGCGAGAGAGUGGGGUCUGGAUAGACAGACUCGGCCCGGGCAGUCGCAAGGCCAGCUUUCUGUCCAGGAUGCUGUCAGAAAAGGGACAACUGCACAGCGACUCAGGAAGCUCAAGGUCUUUGAAUAGCUCCUGCUUGGAUUUUCCACAAAGGGAAAACAGCCCUUCACCUCUCCCAUCAACCACUGGGCACAGAGCAUCCAUGAACAUGCUUCUAGAACUUUCAUCUAUUAUGAAAAAAUAAUGCACCGAAAGCCCUUGCCAUCUACAAAAUGGAAGCUAUGCCUUGGCCAUCUCCAACUGGAAGAACUUCGCACUGCUGGGCAGGGUGUUUGGCUCUGGAGUGACUUCCCAGGCCCAUGUGUUAAAGGCUUGAUCUUGGAGACUGUGAAGCCUUUAAGAGGCCCUCGUGGGAACUCUUAGGUCACCAGAGAUGUGCCCUUGAAGGAAACGUGGGAUUGCAGUCCCUCUCCUUUUCCUUAUGUAUUUAUUUAUUCAUUUAUCUAUAUAUUUAUUCAUUCCUUCAUUCAUUUA